AUGCAGGCUGAACAAGACGACCACAAGUCGGACAUAGAGCUCUCCAAUGGCCCGGGUGGCUUCCAUCCCCUCUUCUCCUCCCCGGACGGCGAUGUCGUCCUAGGCUCCAAAGAGCGCGUGCUCUUCCGCGUACACUCCUACACCCUCAAGACGACUUCGGGAUGGUUCCGCGCGAUGUACUCGCUCCCGCAGAAGAGCGCCUCCGCGUCCGGCGAAGUGUCCCCGGCGGACACGAUCUACGUCGACGAGGACGCCCCGACGCUCGAGGGGCUCCUGCGCAUGGUCUGCGGGCUCCCCAUCCCGCGGCUCGACUCGUACGACGUCAUCGAGCCCAUCUUGCACGCCGCGGAAAAGUACGACAUGUCCGGGCCGAUGUCCAUCGUGCGCGCGCUCGUCGUCACCCCGCCGCUCCUCUCCGACCCGCUGCGCCUCUACGCGAUCGCGUGCCGCUACGGCUGGCAGGACGAGGCACUCAUGGCCUCGCGCUACACGCUCACGCUUGAGCUGCACGCGCCCGAGCACCGCGGCACGCUGCAGAAGCUCGGGACCGACGCGCUCCUCUCGCUCUUCCAGCUCCACCGCACGCGGCGCGAGACUCUCCGGCGACGGCUCGACGACCCGCCCUUUGUGAACGACGGUGGGGACACGUCGUGCUCGAACUGCGGCUCGCUCGUCGACUACCACACCUGGCGCGAGCUCAAGUACGUGAUCAUCAUGGAGAUGGACGCGCGCCCGCUCGGGGACACCGUGUGCAGCCCCGGUCUCCUCGAGUGGCCCGCCGCGCGCGCGUGCUGGAGCGCGAAGUGCAUCAACUGCGACCGCGUGCUGUACGACAAAACCCUCACGAUGCGCGUCAUCCGCGAGUGCAUCGAGCAGCUUCCGACCACGAUCGAGUGA
Molecule: messenger RNA, 897 nt
Organism: Trametes versicolor FP-101664 SS1
Lineage: Eukaryota; Fungi; Basidiomycota; Agaricomycetes; Polyporales; Polyporaceae
Exons: 1
Coding region: 1-897 (298 amino acids)
Molecular function (GO): protein binding
Source: RefSeq, a predicted model, not a curated record